AUGUGUAGAUCUAACUGCUGUACCGUACUGUACGUGUACGUGUACAGCAGCUGUACACGUGUACACGUGUACACGUACACGUACUUCCGGCACAUAGUGUAUACUGUACUUUCGUACCUUCGUAUGAUACAAGAAUACGAAAAUAGAUUACUUCCUCCAGUACACGUACGUGUACACGUACACGUAGCCCUACUCGUACGAAAAUACUUCCGUACUUUUCUGUCUCGCAGCUCGUCCAGUACAACGUCGUACACGAUGAACUGCACUGGUGAGCGUGCUGGCGACCGAACCGAAGAAUACGACGUGAGUGACGAGCUCAGCGCGCUACUUGGCGCUUUUUCAUCCUAUUAUCGUGUUUACUCGAACGUGGACGCGUCCGUUCUCGAAGGCGUGACCGCGUCGUUUGCCGUCGCGGUUGGCGGUGCCGAAGAACUUCCACAAAGACCUCUCGACGCGCGCACAUUCAGGCGUCAGACGACGCUACGCGUGAACCUAUCGCGUUGGGACGCGGACGAGCUUGGCCGCGACGUCGUGAUCAGAACCUGGGAUUUGACCGACGCGGCAGCGGCUAAACUCAAUCAUCCUCUAGCAGCUGCUGCCGUGGCAGAGGAAUUCUCGGGGCGACGCUCCGUGGUCGUCUCCAACCGAGGCGGAUACCAUUCCAACCCGGACGCGCUGGAACGGCUCGGUCAGGAUGGGUGCGAGUCCGCGGGUCACCUACUGGAGCUCGUGAAGGGAGUGCUUCGCGAGAACUUUUGCGGGGCGAACGACUGGCUGGUGUCGUCAGGUCCAUUCAAUACGCAGAGGACGAAGGUGACAAGCUCUUGGUUUAAUGUCGCGCGGGCAGGGCAUUCUCACGGCUUGCACAACCAUGCCGGUGCGGUGUGGUCAGGGGUUUACUAUGCAUCAGUUCCUGAUUGCGACGGAUCUGCCACUCACGAAGGUACGCUUGCCGGUCACUUGAUUGUCAGGCUUUGCUCUGGUGGACUUGACAUUACGGCGCCUGAGGAUUCCCGCAGUGGCUGGUGUGUAUGGCACGCUAUUGUUCCAAAAGAGGGAAGACUGGUGAUGUUUCCCGGUUGGAUGCUACACGGCGUGCUAGCAGUCGCAGGUGAAGUUGAUAAGAAGCCACGAGUGUCAUAUGCCUUCAAUGCUGGUGAACUUUUAAAAUCUAAAGCUGACAAAAUUGGAAGUGUGGACAGUGACCAAAGUGUUGCAGUUGAAUGUGGGCCAGUCACUGAUGGGGAUUUUAAGAUAUUUUCCGAUGCUAUGCGGCGCAGGAUAACACGUGUAUCAGGGCGGGCAAGCGCGGAAGAACAAAGUUUGAGCAGUGUCGAUGAUGACGACGACGACGAGCGUGAAGCUAAUACGCUUUGGGAUAUGGCGGUUGACAUGGCUGUUGACGCCAGCCUGAUACAUUCUCAGGCGCCUAUGCUUCAGGAUGAGUUCAAACGUUGUGAACGAGAGAAGAGAUAUUGUGAAGGAGAGAAGAGACGCGAACAAGGAGUAAAGCAUAAGUCUGUGCAGCAAAAAAAUGUUGAAGCAGCCACCGGUGCGCUUCUGCCAAAGAAGAAGCAGAAAAUGGGUAAGAAAGAGAGACAGAAACAAAAACAACAGAAACUUAUUAACAAGUGGAAACAAACUAGUGUAGAUCCUGUUAAGGUGGGAAAAUAAAGUUCACAAACACCACUUCCUUCAUGCGUCACCUUCAUUUUACAAUCUCUAACUGCCAGCUGACGUCCGCUCCAUCCGGUAUCCUCGUGCCCUAAGCUUACUCUCUUCUCGCUCUGUCGUUAGAUACGCGAUCAUCGACUGUAUGAUCUCAUCUCGUGUCUUUGACGGAGUCUUUGGGUUCACGCACCUCAGACCGUGAGCUAAACAGACAGUGAUGAGCUCAUUAGCCGUGAAUGGAGCGAGAUCCUCAACAGUCAUAUCUUCCAAAUCCUUCGGCUCGCGAGUGUUCGGGUUCACCGGAAACUUGGAAGCGACGAUGUUGGGCAGGUCUUUGCGCGCUUUAGACACCAAGGCAGGACGAGAAAGUUCCGGUGCAACGGCAGCUUGACGCAGUCGCUCACGUUGAUAUUCUCUGGCAUCUGCUGCACGUUUUUGCUGUGCAAUUUUACCUGCCAUCGUCGCACCCGCCACGGGAUCAUGGGCUUCCACAGCCCAUACGUUGAUGUAUCCAUCAGCACCGCCAGACACUAGCCUCCCCCCAGCAGCGGCAGCGGCUUGGAAAGCCACGGCAGCGGUCCCCACUGCUCUAGGCGACUUGGCAACAUCCGGGAGCAAAGAUAAUGACGCGAUGCCACCGGAGUGUGCAUUCGGGAACUCUGCAAGCAAAG
Molecule: messenger RNA, 2342 nt
Organism: Micromonas pusilla CCMP1545
Lineage: Eukaryota; Viridiplantae; Chlorophyta; Mamiellophyceae; Mamiellales; Mamiellaceae
Exons: 1
Coding region: 1-1674 (557 amino acids)
Source: RefSeq, a predicted model, not a curated record